AACGCGCCGAACGCGGGAUAUCUACUGGCCUUUGAAAAGGACGAUCCGCGCCGCCUGUGAAACUAGUGAACUCGAAUAACGUGGUCAAAGUGUGCUCUGUGUGCGUGUGGUUUGUUUCAACGUCCUUUAUAUAAGCACCAAGGACGAGCCGGCGGAUUAUUUUCAGGUGGAAAAAAAGACAGGUGGUUAUGGUGGACAAGAAGGAACUUCUACAAUGAUUUUAUGACGAUUUAAUUAAUUAUCAAAGAACGAACCUACACUUUGACGAUGGAAGAAGACGAGGACGAAACCACUUCAAGGACCGCGUCGACGGUCACUUUAACUCAACGCUCAAUCUCUCGCACGUCUACUCAAACUUUCGUUGCUGAAACCACACAACCUCAAUGUCAAAUAAUCACACAACAAGCGAGCGGCGACUCUUUGGAAAGCCCAGAGUCGUCCAUAUCCCAAAAAAUUUCUCCACGAUAUUCCCUCCUUUCAAAAUCGCCGCACUCUAGUUCCUCCCAGGAAGAUUACGAACCGGAUCCCAAACAAGCCAAUAAAGGCCAGUUUUUGUCAGCGGGAAUACGAACGGAGACUGCGAAAAGCAUGGAAAGCCUACGAACGUCGAGCAGAUCUUUUUUGUCAACUAGCGAAAGAGAUAUGAGGAGAGUGUUUUCCGAAAGUGUGGAAACGAAAUCACUGGACAGUCUUGAGAGGGAAAUGAGAUUGAAAAGACACGCUGUUAGCGGCGAAGGAUCUAUGUUGACGUCUUCCGGAUCGAUGCUGAGUUCAGAUGAGACCAUUAACGCGGAAAAGAGGAGAGGCUUGUGGUCGGGAAAGGUACGAGUUCCUUCUCAUCUGAGUCUACCUCCGCCAGCUGGUUAUCUCAAUCUCAGUCCUGGCGAUAGAAAACUGACGAUUCUAUCUCCACACUCGCCACAUAGAAUGCCCGAUUUGCUGCACUUGUCUCAGGCUACGUUGAAGACGCGGCGAAAGAAAGCAAUGGUUUUGCCGAGAUUAGUGCUACCAAGGAGCGACUCGGAUAUCAGCGAAGUUUUCUCGGAACACAGCCUCGAGAAUAUGUCCAUUUCCACGUCCGAUACUAGAUAUUUCAGGAGGUUCCUAAGUUUCGACGUUGAAAAUGGAGCGAGUCCGGGAAGGAGUCCUCUGGAUGGGGCAGCGUCCCCCUCUGCUGGCCUGGUCCUCCAAAAUCUCCCCCAAAGGAGGGAGAGUUUCUUGUACAGAUCCGAUAGCGACUUCGAAAUGUCUCCGAAAUCGAUGUCUAGGAAUUCGUCGAUCGCUAGCGAAAGAUUCAAGGAGACAGAAAACAUAUUGGACAGAUCUCAUGGAGAAGAUCUUAUUGUCACACCGUUCGCACAAAUUCUUGCCAGUUUGCGCAGUGUACGCAACAAUUUCCAAUGUCUUACCAACGUGCCCACCAACAAGUCUCGCCGUUCUUCGGGAGCAGCGACGUCCGCCACCCCUCAACCAAGAAAUCUUGUGCCUGGAGAUGAAGCUUACAUGAAAAUGGCCAUGGAGACGAUGGAAGAACUCGAUUGGUGUUUGGACCAACUCGAGACCAUCCAAACCCAUCGGUCCGUCUCCGACAUGGCGUCACUUAAGUUCAAACGGAUGUUGAACAAAGAAUUGUCACACUUCUCCGAAUCCAGUAAAUCCGGCAAUCAGAUAUCUGAGUAUAUCUGUUCGACUUUUCUCGAUAAACAACAAGAGUUGGACUUGCCGUCGUUGCGUGUCGAUGAAGGCACUGAACCUCAGCCGAAGGGGACGCAACGAAAGGAGCGUAACCGCGGUCCUUACUCGACUAUGUCCCAGAUUUCUGGGGUGAAUAGGAAGCCUUUAUGUCACACCAAUUCGUUUACUGGCGAACGUCUGCCGUUGCACGGCGUCGAGACGCCCUUCGAAGAAGAGCUCGGCAAGUGUCUGGCCGAGAUCGAUAGGUGGGGCAUUGACAUAUUCCGCAUCGGUGAAAUGAGCAAUGGACGACCCCUCACCUGCGUGGCUUAUACGACUUUCACGUCGAGGGAACUUCUCAAAUCAAUGAUGAUUCCACCGAAGACGUUUAUAACGUUCAUGAUGACGCUGGAGGAUCAUUACGUGAAGGACAAUCCGUUUCAUAAUUCGUUGCACGCAGCCGACGUUACACAGAGCACGCACGUGCUAUUGAACACACCGGCUUUAGAGUCGGUUUUUACUCCCUUAGAAGUCACUGCGGCACUGUUUGCCGCUUGUGUCCACGACGUUGACCAUCCUGGACUGACUAAUCAAUUUUUAAUCAAUUCGAGUUCUGAGUUGGCACUUAUGUAUAACGACGAAAGUGUUUUGGAGAACCACCAUUUGGCGGUGGCAUUCAAAUUACUCCAAAACGAAGGUUGUGAUAUCUUUAUAAAUAUGAAUAAGAAGCAGCGUCAGACGUUAAGGAAGAUGGUGAUCGAUAUGGUAUUAAGUACCGAUAUGUCAAAACAUAUGAGUCUGCUGGCGGAUUUGAAAACGAUGGUUGAGACGAAAAAAGUGGCCGGUUCUGGUGUGCUGUUGCUGGACAACUACACGGACCGUAUCCAAGUGUUAGAAAACCUUGUGCACUGCGCUGACUUGAGCAAUCCGACGAAACCUCUGGCCUUGUAUAAGCGUUGGGUUGAUUUGUUGAUGGAGGAGUUCUUCCAGCAGGGCGACAAAGAACGUGAAGCGAAGAUGGACAUCAGUCCGAUGUGUGACAGACACUCGGCAACGAUCGAAAAAUCCCAAGUCGGCUUCAUCGACUAUAUCGUCCAUCCGCUAUGGGAGACGUGGGCCGACUUGGUGCACCCCGACGCCCAAGACAUCCUCGACACGCUGGAAGAGAACCGCGACUGGUAUCAGAGCGCUAUUCCUCCAAGCCCGCCGGCCGAAGAUGUGCCCGAUCAGCAACGGCCCGGCAUCCGCUUCCAAGUGACCCUUGAAGAGGGCGAAGGAGAAGCCGAAGCGGAAGCUCCGAUGUGACGGAGGCUGCUGGGCCUCUGUCGGAAGCUGACCGAGAAGGUGCAGCAGUGGUGGCGCGUGCGGCAGUAGAGACGCAGGCGUCCUCUGUCGGCCACCCCGCGCUGGCGCGGCGUUUGUUAUGUUUGCAUCGCUUUUGACUGAAUCUCCGGGCUCGCGCGCAGCCUGUCCCCGCAAGUUCCUGGGAGUGUACAUUAUGUUUAAGUCAUUACUCGUUCUUGUUUUAUUUUCCUGCCUUUCCACGACCCUCGUCAUGCCUUACGUAGGAAGACACCACCCCCUACUGAUUAUACAUCUGUAUAUAUAUUUCAUAAUGUCUGUCGGUGUAAUACUCAGCCCCAUUUAUGUAUAGGUACUAUGUGUCAUGUCAGCUAUGUUACACAAGUGAAGCUCUCUCCAUUUUAAAA
Molecule: messenger RNA, 3383 nt
Organism: Tribolium madens (black flour beetle)
Lineage: Eukaryota; Metazoa; Arthropoda; Insecta; Coleoptera; Tenebrionidae
Product: cAMP-specific 3',5'-cyclic phosphodiesterase
Exons: 10
Coding region: 268-2979 (903 amino acids)
Biological process (GO): signal transduction
Cellular component (GO): perinuclear region of cytoplasm; cytosol; nucleus
Molecular function (GO): 3',5'-cyclic-AMP phosphodiesterase activity
Source: RefSeq, a predicted model, not a curated record